UACUUUCCCACCAAAAAUGAAUACAUUGAGCUUUAAAGAUGCAUAAUCAACUGUUAGUUUCCCACCAAAAAUGAAUACAUUGAGCUUUCCGUGCUAAUAAUAGCCAGCUGCCAUUGUACUGGUAAUAGAAUAAAAAAUUAAAGGUGUAAACUUUUGAACUAGUAAUGCCCCCCAUAGUACAUAGUGCAUAGUGUUGGGAAAAGAAAAAGACCAUUAAAACAGCUGGGUGGAGCGUAUCAGGGCUGCAGGUCGCAAUCAAUCUAAGCAAGGAAGAAGGAUGGAAUUAAUAUUUUACUUAAGAUGGAAAACUAGUCUUCGUCAGUGACAUAAUAUAGAUAUUUAUCUUCCGGAGUGUUCUAUUUGUUACAAUUAAUUAGUCAAAGAAAUAGAAGACAAAUAACCUUACACUAUUGAGUAUUGAUUAUCUCUGCAAUGGAGGAGGCCAAGCUGCAAAUUCAUCCCCCUAAAGUUCAUCUUCCUCCUGCUGAGUAAUGAUUAAAACAAAACAAAACAAAAGAAAACAAAACGUGACUCAUACCAGGACCAUUAUAAUGCUUGUCUCUCCAAAGCCCAGUGUAAAUCUGUACGUUGGCACCUCACUAUCUGGAUGAGAACUAAUAAGAGGAAAAGCCAGUAAACUUACCACCUAGCGUUUCUCCUCAAAAAUUAAACUACCCUUUCUCUCUCUCUCUCUCUCUCUCUCUCUCACACACUUUUGUUUGCAGAAAAACGUGAGCUGAGACUUGAGAAGUGAGCCUGAAACUGGUUGACCAUCACCAAACACCACCAUACACAACAACAACAACAACAACAACAACAACAACACAAGUUUGAGCAAACCAUCAAAGCAAGAAGCUCAAGCUCAAUAAUGGGAAUCCUCACCAUCCCCUCUUCUUUCUACUCUCACACCAGCUUCUUAAACCAAAGAAGAAGCCGUUUGCCUGCCAAGAGAGCGCAUCUCCUUAGAAGGCCAAUAUCAUGCCAAACCCUGAGCGAGGAACUACACUGCUCUCAAAUAUUCACCAACACCAACACCAACACCAACACCAACACCAACACCAACACUGAUUCUAAAGAUGAAGCAGCGAUGAAGAUAGACAGGCGGAAGAUGCUGAUGAUAGGACUAGGAGGGAGCUUACAUGGAGCCACAGGAGUAGCAAGGCAAGCAAUAGGGUACCCAAUCCAGGCCCCAGAUUUCUCCCACUGUCAAACUGCAUCCGAAGGCCCAAAACAAGUCAACUGCUGCCUUCCAUUGAGCUCCAGCCCCAUUAUUGAGUUCAAGCGCCCAUCCAUCUUGUCACCUCUCCGUGUACGUCCAGCAGCUCAAUUUGUCGGCAAAGAAUACUUAAAAAAGUAUAGAAAGGCUGUGGAGCUGAUGCGUGCUUUACCCCCAGACGAUCCUCGGAGUUUCGCUACACAAGCUAAGAUCCAUUGUGCUUAUUGCAACAGUGCGUUUGAUCAGGGUGGACUACCAGGCAUGGAGCUCCAGGUUCAUAACUCCUGGCUCUUCUUGCCUUUCCACCGCUGCUACAUCUAUUUUCAUGAGAGAAUCCUUGGCCACCUCAUUGGAGACCAGACUUUUGGCCUUCCCUUCUGGAACUGGGAUUCGCCAGCAGGAAUGAGGCUGCCGACCUUCUACGAUGAGGUUGGCACUUCUCUUUACGAUCCUCUGCGUGACCCCAAGCACCGGAAACAUGGUGUGGUGGAUCUUGACCACAGUCUCAUUGAUGACCCCCUCUCUGACUCACAACAGAUUUCUCAGAACCUCAAGCUGAUGUACAGGGUAGUGAUGACCAACGGCAAGACGGCCGAGUUGUUCAUGGGUAUGCCAUUUCGCGCCGGUGACAACCCGAAUCCAGGGGCAGGUUCCUUGGAGUUACUUCCCCACGGGGCGGUGCACCUAUGGACUGGAGACCGUGCUCAGCCAUUCAUUGAGAACAUGGGUACCUUCUACUCGGCUGCACGAGACCCUAUCUUCUAUGCUCACCAUUCAAAUAUCGAUCGCAUGUGGACUGUGUGGCAGAAACACGUGGUCAAGAAGACCAUAACCUUCAACGACGCCGACUGGCUCGAAACAGCCUUUCUCUUAUACGACGAGAACGCUCAGCUUGUGAGAAUUAAGGUCAAGGACUGUUUGGACACCACCUGGUUGAGAUACACUUAUCAGGACGUGCGAAACCCUUGGCUCAACGCUCGACCCACUCCCAAGGUACGCAGGUCCAAAGCUAAAGCUAAAGUAGCAGCAGCAGAGACAGCAACAGCAACAGCAACAGUAAACAAGGAGAAGAUGUUCCCACUAACACUGAGUUCUCCAGUGAGUACCACCGUGAAAAGGCCGAGAGUGAAGAGGAGCAAGGAGGAAAAAAAGGCUGAGGUUGAGGUGCUGGUGGUGGAUGGGAUUUUGGCAGUGAAAGAGAAACCAGUGAAGUUUGACGUGUAUGUGAAUGCGCCUAAUGAUUUCGGUCGGCUUGGGCCGGAAGCGAGUGAGUUUGCAGGGUGCUUCCUGAACCCGCAGGCGGGCCACGAGACUCGACAUAGGUAUACGCUCAGGCUCAACAUCACGGACCUUGUUGAUGAGAUUGGUGCUGAUGGAGAUGGAACCAUCACAGUCACCCUGGUGCCCAGAACGUACACUGAGAACCUCGAGAUCGGAGCACUCUGGAUUGAAUUCUUAUCCACAUGAAUGCAUAUCCAUGAAUCAAUGUGUGUGUGUGUGUGUGUGUGUGUGUGUCUCACAGAGACAGAGAGAGAGAGAGAGCCAGCACCGGCGAGUGACAGAGUGAGAAAAGAGCUGUAUAACUCUAUCAAUGCAUGGUAAAAUUAAAAAGAUACUAGAUUUAUGUACCCGCGCUAACGCUGCGGGUUAAUCAUAUCUAAAAGGAAGAUUCUGAAAGAUGAGUAUAAAUUUU
Messenger RNA from Dioscorea cayenensis subsp. rotundata (Guinea yam), 2909 nucleotides. RefSeq names its product polyphenol oxidase, chloroplastic-like. The record is from RefSeq and is a predicted model, not a curated record. Bases 869 to 2683 code for a protein of 604 amino acids. Gene Ontology annotation, molecular function: catechol oxidase activity. Gene Ontology annotation, biological process: pigment biosynthetic process. The transcript has a single exon. NCBI's taxonomy places the organism in Eukaryota, Viridiplantae, Streptophyta, Magnoliopsida, Dioscoreales, Dioscoreaceae.